Torulaspora globosa is the source of this 4275-nucleotide messenger RNA. RefSeq names its product tRNA methylation protein TRM732 (gene TRM732). The record is from RefSeq and is a predicted model, not a curated record. Lineage: Eukaryota; Fungi; Ascomycota; Saccharomycetes; Saccharomycetales; Saccharomycetaceae. The coding region runs from base 1 to 4275 and encodes 1424 amino acids. Gene Ontology annotation, biological process: tRNA methylation. The transcript has a single exon. Gene Ontology annotation, cellular component: cytosol.
AUGAAUCAGGAUGCUCGUGAAUCGAUCGAGUCUAUAAAGGAUUUACUCCUGAAGUAUAAUCCUUCCAAGAUUGGGCCUGAUAAUCAGGAAGAAGUGCUGAAGCAGUUUGUUGAAUGUUGCCAGGAGCUAUUUGUCUAUUUCCAAAAGAAGACUGAUGGCAUCUCUGAUAGUCUAGCUUUGCUAGCGACCGAUACCUUCUCUAUAUGGGUUUUAAGGACAAGCCAAGUGAUCAGUCACAAGAAGAUCGACACGAGCGGCUACAUUAAGGUUGUCAAAGACGAGAUUCUUACCUUUGAGGGAAGCACUGUAAUCUUCGAAUACGUGGUAGAUUUUUGGAAGAAUGGCAAUCCUGCAUUCAUAAACGCUUUGAAGAACUUGUUUACCAAACUGUUGCACCUGAUGAGAUUGAUUCAUCCGCGUACUGAAUGUGACAAGCUUUUUAGUUCCUGGCUGGACAGAACAUUUCAAGUUCCUUCGGACCUCGCUGUACAAUAUUACUUAAUCGAGGCCUUAGCGGAAGAGCUGGAUCUCUAUCCGGUUCUGCAAAAAAGGCCAACUUUCGUCGAUGAGUCACUACGUCUAAUGCAGUCAGACAUUCUCUCCAACCCAGUUGGCAAAAGUCUAUGCAAGAUUCUGACCAAUGCGUUUUACAAUCAUUUUGGCGGAGAUCUGUCGAACCUUCCAAGCUGGCUCGGCUUCUGGCAAGAACCGGUAAUAUUCCAUUUAAGCAAUCAAAAAUGCAGAAAAUCCAUUGAACUUUAUAUCCUGCAACCUAUGUUCAAAGAGGUGCCUCCUAAUGCGUUUAGGGCUUUUGUUAAAGGAAUCCCACGUCACAAUCCGUCAGUCCUGUUGAGCGUGAUCAGAGUCGGUCAAGAGCUGGGCAUUGAAGAAGAGCCCUUCCACAAUGACAGGUUAAUUCCUAUAGACAUGAUCGGAAGCUUCCUCAAGCUCGACGAAUCCAAACUUGCCGCCUUUGAGCUGCUGACCUUCGCCACCAAGAAAUCAUCACCGAUACAUUCCAACAUUUUUCACCUGAUUAAAGAAAACUUGACGAUAUUCUUUGUCGAUACACGAAUCGAGGUGAGGAACUAUUUUUGCAGCUCCUUCAAGCACUUCAUCUACCGCAUAAGGGAUUCUGCACAUUCUUUGCAUAAAAGAGCUAGCAGUCUGAAAAGGGCCGGCAAGUUUCCUGCUGAACAGAAAGCGAAGUUUGGAUAUGUACAGGAAUGUCAAUCAUUUUUAGAAUGGUUAUUGGGAUUUCUAAAAUUACAAAUUUGCCCCGGUACUCAAUAUCAAAGAAAUGAUGUGGCAUUGAAACUGUUCAAUAUAAUCAUCGAGAGCGGCCUAGACGCUUCUAUUCCCGCGAAAUAUCUGGAUAUGAAGAACCCAAGAAGCUAUCCAUUUUCAGUGCCUAUUUUCAGAGACAAUUCUAUAGUGAGGUUGUUGCUCGACUGUUUGGCAAGCAACUUUGCAGAUAUCCGCCAAAUGGCGAAGAUGUUGUUGCUGCAGGCCCUUGAGGGUUCCGAUUCCAGUAUUUUGAAAAAGAGUAUCGACUGGAACUAUCUAAAAACUCAGGCCGAUUCUCUUUUGCGGCAGUACCAAUACUCUGAUAUCGGGGCAGCACUCGAAAGUACUCGGUUUUGCGCAGCGCCAGAUAAAGUGGCAUUUGUGGAAGGAAUGAUCGACACUUUGCAUGAAAAAAUCUGCAAUAGCAAGGAAGAUUUCCUUCGUCAUAUCCACGAACCAAUAAGUGGAUAUUUAACUUCACUCACACUUAUCCUUGAAGACAAUCAACUCGAAGAGAUAAUAACCGGUCCCAUAGUUGAGAAAUGCAUUGAAAUUGUUUUGAUUAAUUGGAGUGCCGUGAAGCAUGUAAUAUGCCAUGAGUCUUGCGAAGAUAAUCUUUGGAUGAUGUACCCGGAUGGCAAUAUUGACGCCCAACUCGUCUUGAGCACUGCUUUCAGGACGACGAAGGAAUCAUCUAUGUUGCUGCGUGUCCUGCUUUCAAAAUAUGCCCUUUCUCCAGACCAGUUGAUUGUCAUUGGAGACUUCCUAAUAAACCAACUGUUCGACAUCCGUCACAGUGGUGCAUUUCAAUCUGUCACACCAACGUUUUCAGUGCUAUGCCUUAGAUGCAAGAAAGAAAAUGCCAGUCAACUGCUGGAAUGGCUUAGGACCGUAUUGGAAUCUGUAGAAGUUAAAACUCAGAAUGUUACUAGAAGAUCAGGAGGCAUACCACCCAUGCUUACGGUCAUUUUAUCAGCAGAGUCGGGAAAAGAGCGUCCACUACUGAAAUACGCUUUUGAGCGGUUGAUCAAGAUUGCAUCAACGGCAAUGGAAGAGCAUCAAGACAAGGUAGAUCUUCCGCAGGUUAAUGCUUUUAACUGCAUUAAAGCAAUUUUCACUGAGUCAAAACUGUCGCAAGCUUCUGAGCCAUAUACGCCUGCAGCUCUUUCUUUAGCGCUAAAAACUUUCGACUCCGAUACCUGGGCACUAAGGAAUUGCUCUAUAAUGUUAUUCACUUCGCUGCAAAACAGACUUUUUGGCAAGAGCGGUAAAAGCGUCAGUGCACGCAUGUUCUUCACCAGGUAUCCGGGUAUUAGAGAAGAUCUGCUUGAAAUCCUGCGACCUGCAUCAACAGUAACUAAAGACCGGUCGCAAAUCGAGUCAACAUUUCUCGUAUUGAGCGUGUUACUUCGCUUAAAACCGACUCCUGGAUAUAAAGGGCUCGAUGCGUUCAAUAGCGAAGUAAAGAAGUCAUUAGAAAGCAGUAACUGGAAAAUUAGAGAAUUGGCAGCCCGUUGUAUAUCCUCCUUGGCUGAGAAUCCGAUCGAGAUUUCAAGAGAACUUGCCGAUAGGAUGAAUAUUAAGCACCAAAAUAGUCUGCAUGGUUAUUUGUUAGCAAUAAGUGAGAUGAUUCCAUCUUUGAAAAGUUUUAAUAAUGAGCAAUUAUCAGGUUUGAUCGAGACACUGCAUAGGAAGUGCAAUGAGCUGCUUGGUCACAACAAGUGCUUCCUAACGGCAAAGUUGUACAUAUCAUUGAUGGGAAACAUUCUCGAGUUCAUUGAUGAUGAUAUUUUCCGAGAUCAGCAAGACAGUCUCCUCAACUACAUUACUCAGUUUUUCAAUCAGCACUCUCGGUUGUAUACAAUCAAUGGAAGUAAGCAAAUCUGCCUAGCUGCUGCUCUUGAAACAUUAUUCAAAUAUGGCGAAGGAGAGUGCGUCUCAACGUUACUCGAGCAAGCUAUAUGUUCACCGUUUUAUGAGGUUCAAGAAGUUGCUUUGAGAUUUGCAAUGAACAGCCAUAAGAACAUGCCACACAUAACGAAGACUUUCAUUGAUUCAAUCAUACGGCUAGCGAAUGAUGAAGAUAUCGCGCCCUCGGUACGUUCUCUGAGCCUGAGAGUUCUGAAGAACUUAGAUGAAAAAACUGAUUUGCAUCUGCUAAUGGACAUAAUAGAAAAACCUCCGAGUGAAGAUCUACAGGUGGCGGCGAUCGAGUCGCUUGGUAAAAAUGUCACCCUUGAUAAUGUUGAGAUUCUAGAAAAACUAUCUGAGCAGUAUUAUGCCGAUGGCCAGCCAGUGGAUUUCAGAAUUGCAUGCUUCCAAAGUAUGAUAGAUUACCCAGAGGUUUCCAAUAAUGUUAGGUUGCUUCUAAUUCUGAAUCAAAUGUUGAGCGACGAUGAUGAGGAUAUAAGAUUAGCAGUUGCUUCUUCUUUGAACCGAAUUUUCCGACUUACUGGGGACUCAGAAACUCUGAACCCGGUGGAAACGUCACGUAUGCUGUUGACGCGAAUUGUCAAGCACUUUGAUGUAAAACUUGUGGCAGAAAAUGUCAUUAGAAUUUUGAAAGAGUUCUUUGAAGGCUAUGAUUUGUUUGCGCCCGAAAUACGUGGCAACUGUGUCUUUGAAACUGAAAAGGAUAACCAGUUCAGAAAUGAUUUUGAACUUAAUCUACAAUAUGCUAGGCUUCUCCAGAUAACUGGUUACGAUGAUCAAUUCGUGCAUUGGCUUGUGGCCCUGAAGGAUAAAGUCAUCGCAUAUCUCCAUGCCACCGGCAUGAGAGACGGCCCUUUUGGCUGGGUUAGCAGUGGGGAGGUGUUUUCCAGGUUACUUCUUCUGCGAGCUUUAUUGGCACUGAUUGGUACACGCCAUAUACUCAACUUUGACCAGGUUUUGAUAGAUAGCAGAAUUCAUCCUGUCAUUCUAAAUCAUGAAUUUUUAGAUUCGAUUAAUCUUUCCACAGCCAGAUUAAAUGAGAUGAGUUUGUCGUGA